GCGAAGAUGGACGAUUCCGCCCUACGCCUCCGCGGUGCUCCACGGCGCGCCUGUGACAAUUGUCGCCAACGAAAGAUCCGCUGCAAUCGCGAGCUGCCAUGUGACAGAUGCCUCGACAUCUCGUUGGUCUGUCUGUACAAUGAUAUCGCACGCCGAAAAGGGCCCAAGGGCCGCAAAGUUCCCGUCUUAACCUCGCUGUGUUCAACAGUGAAACCAGACAGCUCGUCAACUCUGACUCACGACUCUCAGUUCAUCCAGAAUGUGUCUUCCGAAAUGUCACCACCGUCUCUAGCGUCGUUGGAUGCCGGCCUUUGCUCAGCUUACUAUGAAGUUUCGCUGUUACUGUCUGAAGUAUUCCCUGCUGCUCCGAGCCCGGUACCACGGCGGAUCUCCUCGCUGCAGCUUCAAGCGUAUGUCCAGGUCUUCAUGAGAUAUCUAUAUCCCAUCAUGCCAGUUGUGGAUAAGAAUGCGCUCCUGCUGGAUUGUACCAAUUCUGAAGCCCUGGAGACCCGUCGCUAUGCACUUCUGGUUGCUCUCUCCGCUGCUACCCAUAUACAAUUAAACCUCGAUUUUGCGCAAGGAAUUGCCGGAGUCAGUUUACUCCCGUCAGGACAGACCCUUGUUAGUGAAGCGUUGCAGGCGUUGCGUCAAAUCGACCCCCUCGAUGACCCACAUGUCGACACCCUACUUACCGUAUUUUUCUUGUUUGCUGCGUACGGGAAUCUCUGCGAACAGCACCGGGCCUGGCAUUUUCUCAACCAAAGCAUUUCUUUUUUGUACAUGUUGCAGCUAAAUAUGGAGUCUACUUACAUGACACUUAACCAGGAUGAAGCUGAAACGCUACGGAGAAUCUACUGGCUUCUUUUUAUCACAGAACGUGCCUAUGCCCUCCAAACGACGCGACCCAUUAUGCUCCGUGCUACAAUCCAGAAGCCUGCUGUCUUCCGGUCUGACUCGCCAGUAACCAUGUAUGGCUUGAGCAGCCUUAUCUCGCUCUUCGGGAAAAUUUCCCCUGAUCUCUACGAGUGGAACAUCUGCGACGUAGGGGAACCAUACGACAUGUCAUCUAUAGCGAAUAUGUAUAAGUCUAUCGCAUUUGCAUCGCCUCUACUAGCUGAGGCUUCCGAAACGAGCCAGGUUGAUUUUAUUCUCACGCAACAGUGGCUUCAAACCUGCCUGUGGCGGCUUUAUGUCGAUCAACGAUACCUCUGCCAAGCGCGGAGUAACACGGAUCUCCCUACAAAACUACCAGCAAUGGCAGGAAAGAGCGUCCUGGCUUGUUUGUCAUCAGUAGCUCAGAAGUCAACUGACGCCCAUGGAAUUGAAGCAGUAUGUUAUGUCGUCCCCUUUAUCUACCUCUCUCAUUCACCGACUUUCUACUUUCAUAAGAGAUUUCUGUAAAUGCAAAGCUAAAUAUCAUGCAUUUAUGCCGCUGAAAACGCAUAAAAGGAACAAAAAUUAUAUGAUAUUGGGGAAUGCAUAUUUCAACUCGCACAACAACUGUCUCCUAAGACAGUUGCAUCACUGAAGGCAUCCACUGUUGACGUGAGAGAUGUCUCGUUCGGCAUUCUCUCUUCAUUAUCCCGAAGUCGAGGAUCCCAGUCGUAUUUAUUUCCCCCGCUACUCCAGCAGUCU
This is a messenger RNA of Talaromyces proteolyticus, 1635 nucleotides long. RefSeq lists its product as uncharacterized. The coding region runs from base 7 to 1401 and encodes 464 amino acids. The record is from RefSeq and is a predicted model, not a curated record. Gene Ontology annotation, biological process: DNA-templated transcription; regulation of DNA-templated transcription. Lineage: Eukaryota; Fungi; Ascomycota; Eurotiomycetes; Eurotiales; Trichocomaceae. The transcript is spliced from 2 exons. Gene Ontology annotation, molecular function: zinc ion binding; DNA-binding transcription factor activity, RNA polymerase II-specific; DNA binding.